Molecule: messenger RNA, 1611 nt
Organism: Diaporthe citri
Lineage: Eukaryota; Fungi; Ascomycota; Sordariomycetes; Diaporthales; Diaporthaceae
Exons: 1
Coding region: 1-1611 (536 amino acids)
Source: RefSeq, a predicted model, not a curated record
AUGAGGUACUCAGCCGCUGUCUUGGCUGCGCUUGCAGUCACUGUGCAAGCAGCAAAGGACUCCAGGACCUUCGCCGUCCUGCGCUUCUAUGGAGAUGGACCACUGCUGGAGGACCUCGUCGAUCCGAUCGUGUCGCCUGGCAAGGCCUCCUCCCACAUGCACACUCUUAUGGGGGGUAGCAACAUCGGCAUUUCCGCCACCGGCGAGACCAUGAUGGAGUCCAACUGCAGCAACGCCCUCAUCGUUGGAGACAACUCAGGAUACUGGGUGCCCAAGUUGUAUUUCCAUGACAAUGCUGCUGGUACCGUCGAGCCGGUCGACAUGUUCUACAUGAACGUCUACUACUUCUUCGAGCCCACCGACGACGACCUCAAGGCCUUCCCAGUCGGUCUGCAGAUGGUCGCCGGAGAUGCUUCCCUCCGAUCGUGCCCGGACUUUGGCGGAGAGCUCCAACUCGACGGCUCCAGCACCAUCCAGCCUGCGCAGUUCACCUGCCCACGUUCCGACUACAACGUCCCGGCCUGGCCCUCGGCCGCCGAAUCCGACGGCUCCAAGGCCGGAAUCCAGGACCCCAACAACCAGGGCGCCGGCCAGGGCUUCCCUUUUGCCGAGUGCGACGGCUAUGCCUCUCCGCUGCGCCAGGACGUGCACAUGCCGUCGUGCUACGACCCGUCCAAGGACCUGACCGACUACAAAAACAACAUGGUCUUCCCCACCACCAACAAGGCGACAGGCAAGCAGAACUGUCCCGAGGGCUUCAUUCACACACCCCACCUCUUCUACGAGAUGUACUGGAACACGCCUCCCUUCAAGGAUAGGUGGACGCCCGGCCAGGGAUCUCAGCCUUUCGUCCUUGCCAAUGGUGACCUCACGGGCUGCUCCUCCCACGCGGAUUUCCUGGCAGCCUGGGAGCCUGAUGUUCUGCAGCAUGUCAUUGACACCUGCAACGCUGGUGAUGAGGGCAUGGACAAGUGCGGGGGCGUCACUGUCAGGGACAGGAGCUCAACUUGCGAUGCUGGCUCAUCUCCAGCCCAGAAACUCGCUAGUACAGCUAUGACUGCCCUCCCUGGCAACAACCCUCUGGCCGGUUGGGGAGUGGGCAGCUCGGCGAACGUGCCAUCAUCUGGAUCUGGGUCUGGGUCGGGCUCGGGCUCCGGAUCAGGCUCCGGCUCCUCUGGCGGUGGCGAUAGCGCCGCCAGCAGUGUCAAGCAGCCCGCCAGCUCGUCCUCUUCUUCGUCAGCCCCCAUCGUCCUCGCCACCGGCAACACCGAGAACGAGGAAGUCGCAGCCACCCCCAAGGAGAACAGCGCCCCAGCGGCACAGGUCACGCCCGCGCCCGAGCUCUCGCCGCCAGCCAACGCCGCAGCGGUAGCUCCUCAGAACCCGCCGGCCGUCUCGUCCUCAGUCGUGACGCUACCCAAUGGUGACGUCCAAACUAUCUGGGAGACGCUCUGGGUGACCGUCACUCAGACCGUGUACGAGGGGAGCAAGGAGACGGACGCCCCCUACGCGCGUGAGAAGAGGGACGUUGGACACGGGCACGGGCACGCCCAUGCCCACGAGCACCUGCUCAGGCACCGCUCACCUCACGCGAGGCGGGUCAGGCGGUAG